This is a messenger RNA of Lycium barbarum (goji berry), 891 nucleotides long. RefSeq lists its product as uncharacterized. The transcript is spliced from 2 exons. The record is from RefSeq and is a predicted model, not a curated record. Lineage: Eukaryota; Viridiplantae; Streptophyta; Magnoliopsida; Solanales; Solanaceae. Bases 178 to 570 code for a protein of 130 amino acids.
UAAUUCUUUAUUUAAUGUCGUUCGUGUAUGUUAGAUAAUUCAACCAUGUCUGUCUCUCUAUAUAAAUGACAUGAGAGACGCACGCAAAUGCCGCCUCAAGAGCUUUGCGUCUUCUCUGUUGCUCUAAUUGCCGUCAAAACAAACAGCUAAUCAAGAAUUGAAGAAGAAGUAAAGAAGAUGGUGGAUCUUCAAACAGUUUGUUCCAUGUGCGGUGAUGUGGGGUUCCCUGAUAAGCUCUUCCGUUGUUCCAAGUGCCACCACCGCUUUCAGCACUCGUAUUGUAGCAACUACUACAGCGAAUCAUCGGAGGCAAUACAAGUGUGUGAUUGGUGUCAAAGUGAGGGAAAAAGCUCGAGACAUGGGGGUUCCUCCAGGAAAUCCAUUGGAGUUAGCGAUUCAGGAUUAAUCAUAAGUAGAUCAGAAUAUUCAGGAGAUAAUAAAAUCAAGCAGAAUGAUAAUAAGGGGGAAGAAAGUGGUACUGCUGAAAGGGCAAAAAUUAAUAAUCCUAAUGGCACUGCUUCACCUAGGACAACUCGUAGGUACAAGCUUCUUAAGGAUGUCAUGUGUUAAAAACAUAAAAAGGGCAGUCUGCACAAAACAUCCGGCUUUAGCAGAUGAAUGAAGCGAAAUCUAGAGUCGAAAAAGUUUAUGAGAAAUGAGGCUUUGGUAAGUCAUGUUCAUAUUUCUUCCUGUGGAUAACUGUAAGUGUUUUGAUUUUCUAGUGUUUUUUUCUUCUUUUUCCUUUCCUUUUUGUCUGCCAAGAGUUUUUGGCCCUAUAUAUAUUAUGCUAAAUAAGUUGUAAAAACCAGUGGAACUCUUCCAUGUACAAAUCCGGAUGCUAGUUAGUAAGUAUGAGUUUAUUUUGCCUAUUAACUUUUCUUGAUUGGUUAA